AUGAGGGUUACCACCGCAUUGCUCCUCGCCACGGCUGGCCUGGCCGUCGCUCAACCGCAUAACAAGCAUCAACACCUUCACAACAAGCGAGUACCAAGUGCCGCCGCCGAUGUUGUGGUUCCUGGUCCGACCGUCGUCGUGUACGAGUUGAAUGGCAAGCUGAUCUCCGCCGACGACGUCCGGGCUGGAAUCCGCAAUGGCUCGCUCGUCUGGGCCGGCGAUGGCGAGCUGGAGUCUGCUGCUCCCUCUCCGGUAGCCUCGAGCACGAAGGAACCAGCCAAAGAGACUCCCGCACCUGUUCAAGCGCAAGCGUACCCCAAGUCCUCGACCGCUCGGCCUGCCCCGUCAGAGGCAGCGCCAGCUCCCUCAAGCGCCGACAGCCCCAAGCCGAAACCGUCAAGCGAUUCCGGCCACGGCUCGGGCAAGAAAUCAUGGAUGCUCGGCGAGGGGCUCGGCCGGGACUUCCCAGACGGCGAGAUCGACUGCUCUCAUUUCCCGUCAGAGUACGGUGCUAUCCCAAUCAAGUGGGUCGGACUCGGCGGCUGGACUGGUGUUCAGAGCCCUAAUGUCCGCGCUGCUGGAGGUUUCGACGACAUCAUGAGCGUUACCACGGCUCAGUGCAAGAACGGCAACUGCUGCCUGGAAGGUGCUUUCUGCUCUUACUCAUGCCCGCCUGGCUACCAGAAGUCCCAGUGGCCUUCUACCCAGGGUCUCACUGGCCAGUCUAUUGGUGGCAUUCUUUGCAAGGGCGGAAAACUUUACAAGACCAACUCUGCGCUGUCCAACAAGCUCUGCAUGAAGGGUACCGACAAGGUCUCCGUCAAGGUCAAGAACACCAUGAAUGAGGUGGCUGCUGUUUGCCGUACCGAUUAUCCAGGUUACGAGGCUGAGACCGUUCCCGUGAGCGCUGGCCCAGGUGAAGAGUGGGAUCUUACCUGCCCUGAUGCGGCCAAAUACUACGAGUGGAAGGGCGCCUCUACCUCCGCUCAGUACUACGUCAACCCCAAGGGUGUCUCCAUCGAGGAUGGCUGCCAGUGGGGCUCACCUGACAAGCCAUGGGGCAACUACGCUCCUAUGAACCUCGGUGUUGGCUACAAGGGCGGCAAGGCCUGGCUAUCCAUCUUCCAAAACGCGCCCACUACUAUGGAGAAGCUUGACUUCACUGUUGAGAUCGUCGGCGACGACAUCAACGGCAAGUGCAGGUACUCCAAUGGCCAGUAUUGCAGCGGGAAUGAUUACAGCAACUGCAACUCGAAAGAAGGCUGCACUGUUGCCGUAAAUUCCGGCACUGCCACUUUCGUCUUCUCAUAA
Coniosporium apollinis CBS 100218 is the source of this 1311-nucleotide messenger RNA. RefSeq lists its product as uncharacterized. The transcript has 3 exons. Gene Ontology annotation, cellular component: fungal-type cell wall; cell surface. Gene Ontology annotation, biological process: fungal-type cell wall organization. The coding region runs from base 1 to 1311 and encodes 436 amino acids. NCBI's taxonomy places the organism in Eukaryota, Fungi, Ascomycota, Dothideomycetes. The record is from RefSeq and is a predicted model, not a curated record.